This is a messenger RNA of Malassezia sympodialis ATCC 42132, 1392 nucleotides long. Its product is annotated as WD40 repeat domain-containing protein. Gene Ontology annotation, molecular function: protein binding. The record is from RefSeq and is a predicted model, not a curated record. Lineage: Eukaryota; Fungi; Basidiomycota; Malasseziomycetes; Malasseziales; Malasseziaceae.
AUGGAUCUUGAGGCCGAAUGCGAGGCCAUCGUGGCGGCGUUUCUACGCACGCACGGCUAUCAGGACACACUUGCUACUUUUGAGCGCGAGGGCGGCCGUACCUCGACUUCUUCGGUACGCGAGCAUGUCCCGCAUGAUCUGCGCACCCUCGUGGAGCUUGCAGAGUCGCAUGCGAUGUCACAGGCCCUGCAAGAUAUUACCCUGGAGGACAGACCCACAGACGCACUCUCCCAGGUGCCGCUUCCUGCGUAUGAACUAGCAGCGACGUACGAUUACCUGCACAUGUCAAACAUUCUAUCUGUGAUGCCUGCUACGUAUCCUGGCGUCGGGGGGCCCUGCAUUGCAACGACGAGUGCAGAUCGACGCGUGGUAUUUACCGACGUAACGAACGGCGAAGUGGUUGGCGUCCUGGAAGCGUCCGUGAGUGCGGAUGGCCUACGCAUGGGCCACGAGGCGGCCGUGCUCGACAUGAGUCAGCACCCGCAGCGCCCGACCUAUGUGCUCACGGCCGGCAUGGAUGGCCGUGUCGUGCAGUGGGACCUGCUGCAUGACUUGCCUGUGCACGAAAUUCGCGACCAUAAACGCUUUGUCGUGCGUGUCGCGCACAGCGAUGAUGGCCGCUUCAUGGCGACGGCUGGCUACGACAAGAACAUCCACAUUUAUGCGGCCGACAUUCGCCAUGACAAGCCUGUGUACACGCGCUUACAUACCCUUGUGCUGCCGACGAAUCCCGAGGCGUUACUCUUUGUGCGUGGUCCGGCGACGCCGGGAGAUGCGCCCGGGCUACUCGAGCGCACCUGGCUUCUGUACACCGCGCGUGACCGCGCAACGCUGCACUAUGUGGCACUGCCUGCAGCGGGUGGUACGCCCGACUGGACGGUCCUGGAAUAUGGUACGAACGCGGACCCCAACGAUCAGCACAGAAGCUACUCAUUGCUCCACUUGACGCUACAUCCGUCGGGGCGCUAUGUCGCUGUGCAAACGGGCGAGUUGGGCACCUCGGAUCGCUUGGAUGGCGGAUCACCUGCGCCCUCGCGGAUCCUGCUCAUGCCGCUCUUUUCAGCGCGCCGGCAUGCGACGCUCUGGACAUCUGCGCCGGCGUCGGCUUUUGCGAGUCCACGGCAUGCGUGGAUGCCGCGGGGCGAGGCUGUGUGGGUCACAGGCGAGGAUGGUGUGCUGCGGCUUGUGGCCCUCGAUGGCACGGAGCGUGCAAGUGUGCGCUGCCAUGGCAGCGCGCCUGAGGCGGCUGGUGGGCGUGCGGGUGCUGCUCUUGCUGCAGCCGCCUGGCGGAGCGGCGGAAACACUGUGAUUAGAGGCGUCACAGUGCUAGCCGAUGGACGCGUUGCAAGCUGCGGCUAUGACCGAACCGUACGGAUUCUUCAUUCACUAUGA